Trichobilharzia szidati is the source of this 1118-nucleotide messenger RNA. NCBI's taxonomy places the organism in Eukaryota, Metazoa, Platyhelminthes, Trematoda, Strigeidida, Schistosomatidae. The record is from the annotation of a GenBank genome assembly.
AUAAUAACUACUGCUUUUCUGAAGUAUACAUUUAGGUGUCUCACAGUAUUCUCUUUGAGAAGCUGUAUUCAUGUGGGAUUCGCAAUCCAUUACUGAGCUGGUUAAAAUCCUUUCUAAGCAAUAGGGUACAAAUAACCAAGGUUGGAUCUGUAUUGUCUCAUCCUAGGCAGAUCACAAGUGGGGUUGUGCAAGGUAGUGUCCUAGGUCCACUUUUAUUUACAGUAUACAUUAACAGCAUUUGCAACUGCUUCACCUCAGGUAAAUCAUUCUUAUAUGCUGACGACCUCAAAGUCGUUUACUCCUGCUACGCUCAUGAACUAAGCGAUAUGGUAACUAAAAUACAUCUUGAACUAAGUGGUCUCGCAACAUGGUGUACUGAAUCCUGUCUAAAGUUCAACAUUGAUAAAUGCGGCUGGAUUUGUAUCGGCAACAGUAACCUUGACCUGAAUCUUGAAAUAAAUGGGCGUAAACUAGCCAAGCUCAACUCAGUCGUAGAUCUCGGCAUCAGAUACUCUAGUAACUUAACGUUCUCUGAACAAACUGAUUAUGCCAGACGUAAAACACGAAGGCUACUAGGAUGCAUAACUCGCAAUUUCUUUUCUUGUGAAACUAGGCUUUUAUUAUAUAAAGUAUGUGUCCGACCUAUUUUAGAAUACUGCCCGUUUAUUCUUAGCGGACUCAGACAAAAUGACAAGCUUAAGUUAGAAGGAGUGCAACGGCAAUUCACCUUAAAAAUUCUUGGUUUAGAAAGUGGUCUCCAAUACUAUGAACGUUGCGACAGACUAAGUUUAGAACCACUCUGGAAAAUACGUCUCAAGCUGAACCUAAUUUUUUACUACAAGCUAACUAAUCUGCUCGUGCACUCCUCCGAGCCAAUAAUUAAACCUACCGCUGUCAUCAGUUACAAUCUUAGAAAUCAUCACAACCUAGCUGCUAUAGAGCAUUGUCAGACUUACAUGCGGUACAACUUCUUCUUAAAUAAGUUUUCAGUCAUUUGGAAUAGACUACCAGCUGAUGUGCGUGAUGCAAACACACUCGCAGUGUUCAUCUCCUCAGUCACCAGACUGCUCAAAGAUGACAAUGCACUUCUGCGUCUGAAUCCUAGGCCCACUUUUUCG